AUGCCCGAAGUAGAAAUACUCUAUGAUGUGAAAAAUCGUUCAGGAACUGUUGGAAACAGUGCAUAUGUCCGAUUUAUUAAUAAAACAGAGAAAGUAGUCGAAAUCGUUUGGUUAAAUCACACAGGAAAGUACAUAAGAUACAGAAUUUUAAAGAAAGAUUAUUUUGUUGAUGUAAAUACUUAUAAUGCCCAUCUUUGGGUGGCAUUUGAUCAUGAAACAAAGGAUAGACUUCAUAUAGAUAAGGAAUUUGUGUAUCAUCCAAAAACGAGCAAAGAAUUUUUCAAGCAAAAGUACCCAGAUAGGGUCAUACCAGAACAUUAUGAAGCAAGAAUCAGAGCAUUUAUUACAUUACCUCUUUACAGUUUGAGAUACAAUUCGCUCUUAACAAUACGAAAUUUACUAAAGACUUCUGAAGAUGCAGACAAAUUGGAGUUACCUACACAAUUAAUAGAAGAUUUAAAGAAAGUGAUAGUUCUAAGGAAUAAUUUAGCUUAUACUCUUAAUUCACAGGAGACUGAUUAA
Molecule: messenger RNA, 522 nt
Organism: Psylliodes chrysocephalus
Lineage: Eukaryota; Metazoa; Arthropoda; Insecta; Coleoptera; Chrysomelidae
Source: the annotation of a GenBank genome assembly